AAUGGCAAAUAAGCAUUCUAAUAAUGACAUAAAAUUUAACAUUCUUCUUGCUGACACUUCUAAAUCCUAAGAUCUUCAUAGCUCCUCAUUCUCAACAUAAAAAAUGUAAAAUAGCUCACAACAUGGUGGAGGUAUGCAUAUAUAAAUAAACAAUAGCGAAAAAUAUAAUACCAACGGCAACUUAUUUAUAGUAAAUAGAUGAAAAGUAUUCUUAAAUGUACAUGAAUAAGUAAAUUGAUAAAGCCAAAAAAGGCACUUCACAUAAUUAAAAGCCAAGUCAUAAUGAUCAUACUUAAGUAAAUAAUUGUAUGGAUGUUCCUAAUAAAUUUCGAUAACAAAAACAAUCCGAAAUGUUAGGAAAUAAUUCAUACAUCCCUCAAAUAUAACCUAUUGUAAAAAGCGAAUUAUUGCAGCCUUAAAAUCCAUAAUUGAACGAGACAAUAUCCCCAAUGAAGGCUCCAGUUUUAAAUAUUCCAGGUGAUAUUUCAUUAUCAAGGGGAGUCAGUGAAAGAGGACUAAAAUGA
Molecule: messenger RNA, 524 nt
Organism: Paramecium pentaurelia
Lineage: Eukaryota; Ciliophora; Oligohymenophorea; Peniculida; Parameciidae
Source: the annotation of a GenBank genome assembly